CGAAUGUCACAGCUCUGUACGUGUAUGUGUGUGUUAGUUAGUUUCCCUGCAGCACUGAACACACACACACACACACACACACACACACACACAUGAAUGCGAGUUAGCGUGUGUUUGGCAUGUUCUGGUGAGAAUGGAUGCUCUGGAGAUCUCCACACGAAACCCACAAGACGAUUUUGAGAUUCUCCUGCGGGUCGGUGGAGGGACAUAUGGAGAAGUUUACAAGGCACGUAAUAAACAGAGUGAGGAACUGGCAGCUAUUAAAAUCAUCAAAAUGGAGCCGGAGGACGAUUUCUCUGUCAUCCAGCAAGAGAUUGUGAUAGUGAAGACGUGUAAACACAGAAAUAUUGUGGCGUAUUACAGCAGUUAUAUCAGGAUGAAUAAAUUGUGGAUCUGUAUGGAGUACUGCGGCGGAGGAUCUCUACAGGACAUUUAUCACGUGACCGGUCCACUAUCAGAGCUGCAGAUCGCUUACGUCUGCCGAGAGAUGCUGCAGGGUCUUGACUAUCUACACGGACAGAAAAAGAUCCACCGAGACAUCAAGGGUGCAAAUAUUCUGCUGAACGAUCAUGGAGAAGUGAAACUGGCGGACUUUGGCAUCUCCGCACAGAUCACAGCAACCUUUGCCCGCCGGAUGUCCUUCAUCGGGACGCCCUAUUGGAUGGCGCCGGAAGUGGCCGCAGUGGAGAUUAAAGGAGGAUAUAACGAGCUGUGCGACAUCUGGUCUGUGGGAAUUACGGCGAUAGAACUAGCAGAACUACAACCGCCACUGUUUGAUGUUCAUCCUCUGAGGGUUUUGUUCCUCAUGUCCAAGAGCGGCUAUCAGCCCCCCAAACUUAAAGACAAAUCAAAAUGGUCGACGGUGUUCUACAGCUUUGUGAAGUCUAUGUUGAUCAGGAACCCCAAAAAGAGACCAAGUGCUAAAAAGAUGCUAACACACUUGUUUGUAACGCAGCAGCAUUUGAAGACGGAGUUAACUCUUGAACUGCUGGACAAACUCAGACACCCUGAGAAACUCAAAGACUGUUUACAGACUGAUGACGAUGACUCGGAGGUCGUUGUACCCACAUCCUUUCGAAGAAUUCACUCAGUAAACCGACACAACCGGGCGGAGAGAACGAACUCCGAUAUCAGCUUGGAAAAAAUUUACACACAAAGACCACCAGCCAACAAACAACAAUCUUCAGAGGGGACGUUACGAACUUCAGCAGGUCAGUGGACGAGUCGUCCUCCCACUCCCAACAGAGAGCCAAUCAGAAAGGAAAGUUUGGACACAGACGACGAUUAUGAUGACGUGGAAAUACCUCCGACUUAUUUUUUGAGUAACACGCUGCCGCACAGUGAUGAAGUUCCUCCUCCUCUUCCUCCUAAACCGAAGAACCGCAGUAGUUCAGGGGAGAGCAUGACUGCAGACGAGGAUCACGGUAAAGCUCUGUGUGUGAGCGGACCCUCACCUUUACUCAGGACGUCCAGUGGCACACAAACACACACAAGGCCCAUCCCGCGACCACGAUCUGUACGGAGUGUGAAUUCAGAUCCGUCAUCAUUCUCUAGUUUUCACACUGAUCCUCCUGCAGAACUUCAGCCUCCUGAACUGCCACCAAAGGACAGAAGACGCAGACAAGCUCCACAGGAUCCAGUGGAGUGUGUCAGUCCUGUGAUCAAGAAGCCACCGAUCGUGUUCCGGAAGGUGUUUCAUGGCUGUCCGCUGAAGGUGAACUGCUCCACCCCGUGGGAACACCCCGUCAGUAAAGAUCAACACCUGAUCUUUGGCGCAGACGAGGGGAUCUUCACACUGAACCUGAACAGCUCUGAGACCACCAUGGAGCUGCUCUUUCCAGGCAAGUGUGUGUGGCUGUACACCAUCGGAAACGUGUUAAUGUCUGUGUCAGGGAAGUCUUCUCAGCUUCACUCUCACUCUCUGAAGGAACUGUACGAACAGACGCGCAGAGAGCACCGGAUAGUUGCCUUGCCAACACACAGACUGUUGCCGCGGAAGUUUGCAAUCAGCACAAAGAUUCCAGAUACAAAAGGCUGCAGAAUGUGUUCAGUAGCUCAGAACACUCAGAAGGCGUGUGUGUUCCUGUGUUGUGCACUGGAGUGCAGUGUAGUUCUGUUGCAGUGGUAUGAGCCCAUGCAAAAGUUCAUGCUCAUCAAGCAAUUUGAUUUCCCGCUGCCGAGUCCUCUGCGUGUGUUCGAGAUGCUGGUGGUUCCGGAGCAGGAGUAUCCACAGGUGUACAUCCGAGUCAGCAGAGGAACCAGCCUGACACAACCUGUCCAGCUCCGAUACAUCGACCUCAACUCAAACACAUCCUGGUUCGCUGAUACCGGACUCGAGAGUCGCGGUGCUGACAGAGUUCAGCUGAAUCAGCUGGACAGUGACACACUGCUGGUUUUGAUUGACAACUCUGUAUAUACUGUCAAUUUGGAGGGGUCAACAAAAUACCACAGACACCUACAGACUGACGUCAACUUUAAACUAGACAUCGACGCUGUGGUGUAUCACGACGACACGUUGAUCGCGGUCUGGAGACACGGCUGGCAGAGGAGAGGUCAGGGCUUCUCGGAGAUCCUGCAGGAAAUCACAGACCCCAAAAAAACCUUCCGCCUGGUGGGAUCCGACAGAACUGUUGUCAUGGAGAAACGAGCCUGUGAUGACCAAUCAGGACUCUGUAAUCUCUACAUCCUGGAGACGGUUGACUCCGCCCCUGAUUCCUGAGUGUGUGUGUGCUGUUAUACAAAGUGUGAUCACUCCGGAAAGCUCCAUUUUCCAUUUUCCAUUUUCCUUGAUUUACUGUAUGUUAAACUCCUCCUGGUGUUAAUAAAGAUGUCCAUCUGAAUGUGAAAACACACCACACUUCUGUUUCUUCUGUGUCUGUGUUUGUGCGAUUUCUCAGUGAACAGUCCAUCCAUGAACCAUUAUGUUUGGAAAUCUGAUCUUUUUUUGUAUUUGUUUUGAUUUCCUCCCCAAUAAAAACACCCAAUUCCCAAUGCGCUCUGAGUCCUCGUGGUGGUGUAGUGACUCGCCUCAAUCCGGGUGGCGGAGGACGAAUCUCAGUUGCUUCCGCGUCUGAGACCGUCAAUCCGCGCAUCUUAUCACGUGACUUGUUGAGCGCGUUACCAUGGAGACGUAGCGCGUGUGGAGGCUUCACGUUAUUCUCCGUGGCAUCCACACACAACUCACCACACGCCCCACCGAGAACCACAUUAUAGUGAUCACGAGGAGGUUACCCCAUGUGACUCUACCCACCCUAGCAACCGGGCCAAUUUGGUUGCUAAGGAGACCUGGCUGGAGUCACUCAGCACGCCCUGGACUCAAACUCACGACUCCAGGUGUGAUAGUCAGCGUCAGUACUCGCUGAGAUACACAGACCCUCCCUAGCAACCGGGCCAAUUUGGUUGCUAAGGAGACCUGACUGGUGUCACUCAUCACGCCCUGGAUUCAAACUCACGACUCCAGCUGUGAUAGUCAGCGUCAAUACUCGCUCAGAUACACAGACCCCCACAAAUCUGAUGUUUUUAAGAUGUUUAGCAGAUGUUAUUUAGACUCCGAUAGCACACGGACAUCUCCGAGAUGUCUGAUUUAUAUCUGGUCACCUGGAAAGCGUCGCACUCUAAUUAAUAUCUGCCAUGCAUAAUGAGGAGGAGUAAUUUUGGAGAAAUACAACCACUUUUAAAUAUUCCUUUUAGAGGUGCAUUUAUCCCUGUUAUAUUAAAGCACUCAUGAAAUGCAAUUCUUUUAUAAUUUUGUGAUCGUCCCUGAGCUCCACUGAUGAUUUCAGUAAAGUAUUUUGCACAAUAACUGUCAUAGUUUAAUAAUAAAAGAUCAUUA
Messenger RNA from Xyrauchen texanus (razorback sucker), 3832 nucleotides. Its product is annotated as mitogen-activated protein kinase kinase kinase kinase 5-like. The coding region runs from base 134 to 2719 and encodes 861 amino acids. The record is from RefSeq and is a predicted model, not a curated record. Gene Ontology annotation, biological process: protein phosphorylation. Gene Ontology annotation, molecular function: MAP kinase kinase kinase kinase activity; ATP binding. NCBI's taxonomy places the organism in Eukaryota, Metazoa, Chordata, Actinopteri, Cypriniformes, Catostomidae. The transcript is spliced from 32 exons.